UCGACUGAUUCCCUCGUUUUGUAUCACAUUCUCAAUUCCCGCUCUCUGUUUUCCCUCUAAUUCGGAUUCCUCUUCCCUCUCUUCCAUGGCUGGCUACGAACCCCCCUCUUUCGAUCUGGGUAUCGAUUCGGAGCUCCAAGAAUCCUUUGAGGAGUUUCCGGUCCAAAUAGUAGCUUCCGACCCCAUAACAAAUGGACCUGCAAACGGGGACGAAGCCUUCCUGCCAGAAGUCAUGGACUCGGAUCCUGAAACAGUUCCGGAACCGCCCCGUAUUCUCAAGCGGCUCAGGCGAGGGCCCCCCACCACCAAAACGCCGUCGUUUCGGUUGUUCCGGGAAUCGCAGCAAUUUUGUGGUGCGGUUGACGAUGAGAUUGAAGAAUUUUCAUCACAAGACGAAGGUUUUCUUAGAGAUGCAUAUCCACCAUCGCAGCACCAAUCCAUGUGUAGCAGUUCUAAGAUCCCAUUGCAUGGUUGUGGUGUUUUGACCACUGAAUCAUCAAGCCAGAUGAAGGCAAGGAAAAGGAAACCGGUUUCUGAUACCCCAGCUUCAAUGAGCUUGCAAACAAGCCGCAAUGCAUCGAUGUUUCCAAAGUUAACGAUCAGUCCUCUUAGAAGGUUCCAGUUACUUGAUUCUGAUUCUGAUGAUUCAUCCGGUCAUGACAAUUUAAGCAGAGAAGCUCAUAAAACUGGUCCAUGCUCAACAGAACAACAAUCUAACCCCCACUCUCCUGCAAUUUUAAGGGAACAAAAGAUCAAAGUGUCAGGUAUUACGAGUCAAAAUGAGGAUUUAUGGAAAGAUUUCUGCCCAAAGAAGAGUGUUUGCAUUCCAACUCCUGCUUUGGAUGAGGUUUUUGAAGAAUACUACCAGUCUUUGAAGGACAAGAACUUGAACUGGAAACUGAGGAACAAUGUAUGCACAAGUAACAAAGAGGCUACAAGUAGCAGCCAAAAUGAUGAACAAGUGUGGAAUUCGGAAGACCCCUUUCCUCCUGUUCAUCGAUAUUUUUUCCAUGAUGAUCCAAGAAUUCAGAAAUUAGUCCGCAAUCGCUUACCCAACUUUUCCCCACUUGGUAUUAUUAAGAACAGAGGACAUCAACAACCUAAUGCAUCAGUUAUUGAUUACAUGAGACAAUUCAACCAUGAAGAAACUUCUAAACAGAAAGCAACCCGGAAAACCAGUUUUGAGAAAAGCUCCAGACGUGGAAGAAAUAAAUCCGAUGUAUCGAAUGAAGAAGAAUUGCUUGCUUCUGGAGGCUGGAUGGACCCCAAAGUCAUUUCGGCAUUUGGCAAGGGAGAAACUUCUAAACAAAAAGCAACUCGGAAAAUCAAUGUUGACAACAGGUCUACAAAGGGAAGAAAUAACUCAAAACGAUCCAAAAAAUCAAAUAACGGAGAAGGAUUGAAGACUCCUGGAAGUUGGGUGGACCGCAAAAGCUCUAUCAGCACUCCAAAUGAUGCUGGUAAAAGAUCAGUUCAUGCAAAUGGCCAGUCUGCAGGUCAUUGGUAUACAAGCCCAGAAGGAAGGAGGGUUUAUGUCACCAGAGGUGGGCAGGAGUUGACAGGUCGAAGCGCUUAUGGACAUUACCGGAAGGAGAGUGGAGCAGGGUUUAGGAAGUCGAAAAAGAAAACUAGGGCCAAGAAGAGAAAUGGCUGAAGCUCGAUGCUCGAGAUACCCACACGACUUUUAUCCAUUUGUUGUAAUUAUUUGUUGAAUGUACAAUGGACAUUGACCAAUUGUCUUUUCCUUUGAUUUUUUUUUUUCCCGUAAUUUUUUUGACUUGUCUUUCAAGUUCUUCGUAGUGGUUCUUGGGGUAGUCUUUAACAAAGAGUGCAAAUUUACAACUCUAUACAAGAUGCUGAUACAUCAGUGUUUUA
Messenger RNA from Carya illinoinensis, 1875 nucleotides. RefSeq lists its product as uncharacterized. The coding region runs from base 86 to 1654 and encodes 522 amino acids. The transcript has 5 exons. NCBI's taxonomy places the organism in Eukaryota, Viridiplantae, Streptophyta, Magnoliopsida, Fagales, Juglandaceae. The record is from RefSeq and is a predicted model, not a curated record.